ACCCGCACGCAGCGGUCCCCUGGCUGUGCGCUCCGCGCCCUGACUUCAGGGCUGUGCUCUCCUCUCAGCGCCGCCGUUCUUAAAACCUGAGUCCUCUCCUUUCAACUCUGUUCUGCUCUCCCUGGGCCCAAAGUUGCCUCCAGCGGCCUCUCUCUCACGCACUGCGCCGCAGGGCAGCUGCUCACUUUCUCCGUCCAGGGGCGCGGACCCUGUGACUCGCAGAAUUGAAUUUGAGCGGGGAAUUGGACUUGACGAACAGGCAGCCGGGAGCGAGCUUCCCACUUCGGCAUUCUUACUAGGAUGGAGAAAUCAAUUAUUCUAUUGCUCUGGUUACAAUAUGUUGUUAAGAUCUCAAAAAGUUUCUGUUAUAUGCCAAGGAAUAAUCGAACAACAGCAGUUUUUAUUAAAUGGGAUGAAUUUCCUAAGGGAGAAAGUCCUGAAUUUUAUAUUUUAAAAUACCAACUUGUUCAUAAUUUUCCUGAAAAAAAUAUCAAAAGCAUUCUUGUAAACCCACAAGAGCUUUCAAAAUCAAUAAUACUAGAGGAAAAGGAAGACUAUCACAUCAUUCUACAGUCCAUAAAAUAUGGACAAAUUUUAAGUGAAAAGUCAUUUAAAACCCGUGGUUUCUCAACUAGCAAUAUUAAAACAGUAGCAACAAGCACGAGUGUUUCUUUUAACUGGAGUGUGCUGUCUUCCAAUGACAUUUCAGUGUCAAUAUCUCUCAAUAAUUCUUCACGAAUUAUGCAAAAUAAUGUUACAGUUUAUGAAUGGGAUAAUUUAAAACCUGGAACCUUAUAUGCUUUUAAAUUUGAAUUUGAACAGUUGUAUUUGGAUUUUAUAAAUAUAUUUCAGAGACUGGAUGUUCAAGUAGAAACAGGUUCAUGUUCACAAGGAUGGAUAGCAUUAAGAAAUAGCUGUUAUAAAAUUAGCAAAGAGAGUACACCAUGGGAUAUAGCCCAGCGACAUUGUAGGUUAUCCUUAAGUUCUGCACACCUUGUGGAUAUAAAAAAUGAAGAGGAAAAAAAAUUUAUAUUUUCACUUCUCAGGUCAAAUAAUCAAAUAAUAAUAUGGACUGGUCUUAAUGAUAUGAAGAAAGAAGGUCAUCUCACAUGGACAGAUGGAUCAUCUUUUGGCCUUGAGAAGAAUGAAAUCUUUUCUUUUCCACUGCUACCCAAGAAUGAAACAGAUUGCUACAUUUUACAGCAAAAUGCAACUGGAUCAAACUAUUUCUUUACAAGAUUUUUCUGCUCUGUUCCAUUGCCAUAUAUUUGCAAAUAUGAAUCACCUUCUCUGCAGGAAAACCUUUUGAUCUAUAUAAAGGAUGUUGGAACAACUGAAGUUGUAUUUGGUUGGCAUAAUUUGAAUGCUUGGAAUAAUUUGAAUAAGUGGCUAAAACUGGGAUAUAAAAUUAUCAUUAAGUAUUAUUUAGAUUAUACAGAAGAACAAUAUUUUGAAAGCAUAUCCCCAAAUACUACAGAAAAAACAAUUACCCAAUUGUUUCCUGGCCAAAUUUACAGAUUUUUACUCUUUGCAAUAAACGAAUGGGAGACAAAAACUAUGUUAAGUUCAGUAUUCUUUGUUGAAACACGCCCAUUAUCAGCUCAAAAUAUCACAGUUACUCAUGUGACCCCAACAGAAAUAUUUUUACACUGGAAUCCUCCAGAUCUUACAUCUUUUCACCAUUACCUUGUGACUAUUUUGGAUGUGGAAAACAAUAAAUCAGAAGAGGUGCUUGUUGAAAAACUCAACACAUCGAUGAAAAUCGGAGAUCUGAAAUCUUUCCAUCAUUAUCUGAUAUAUCUAUUCAGUGUAGCAGAAAGAGGAACUUUAAGCUGCUCUGAGAGACCUAUUUCAGCCGUUACAGGUAUUAGUCCUCCUCAGAAGGUUCAUGCAAAACCUGAAGAUGUCGGAGAGGACAGUAUGAUUCUUCAGUGGGAAUCCCCACCAGAUGGCCAUGAGGUCUACAUUCAAAUCAAACCCUCAUCAGAUACAAGAGAAGUCAUGAAGCUUUUUGUAAGGGAUGCUAAUAGAUUCAAGAUUGAUAAUUUAACCCCUGGGAUGACAUAUGACAUUGGAAUGGCAACAGUGAUGAAUGGGAACUUGAGUGAGCUGGUAACUAUUCAACAAACUCUAAGUGAGAAUCAAAUAUUUUUCAUUCAUAACAGAUAUCUGCUGAUUUGGGGGUGUUGUGAAAUAUUCACUGACACACCCUUCUGGUAGUAGGUUUUACCUUUUUAAGUAGAUUGUUGGUGUGCUUAUCGAAUGGUAGUCCAGGACCUGGAGUGGUUUGCAUUCCUCUUCUCCUGAGAAUGCUUAAUGCAUGAAUAAAGGCAGCAUUGUUUACAAUUAGAAACUUGACCCUAAAGCCAUACCAGCUAGCUUUGAAUCUGGGCCCAACUAGUUGAGUGGCCCUGGACUAUGUACUCAAACUAAUUAUGCCUCAAUUUACCCAUUUGUAAAGUGUGAGAAAAUAAUGGUAUAUGUUUUAUGGAUUUUCCGGAGAAUAGCUGAUUUAAUAAAGGUAGGGACUCAGAACAGUGCCUGACAUAAUCACGAUAUGAAUGUUUGUAAUUAUUAAUGAUCAAAACA
Messenger RNA from Mirounga angustirostris (Northern elephant seal), 2589 nucleotides. RefSeq lists its product as uncharacterized. Gene Ontology annotation, molecular function: protein binding. The record is from RefSeq and is a predicted model, not a curated record. Lineage: Eukaryota; Metazoa; Chordata; Mammalia; Carnivora; Phocidae. Bases 301 to 2220 code for a protein of 639 amino acids. The transcript is spliced from 10 exons.